Pleurotus ostreatus (oyster mushroom) is the source of this 654-nucleotide messenger RNA. RefSeq lists its product as uncharacterized. Gene Ontology annotation, biological process: purine nucleotide metabolic process. Gene Ontology annotation, molecular function: GMP kinase activity. Gene Ontology annotation, cellular component: cytosol. The transcript is spliced from 3 exons. The record is from RefSeq and is a predicted model, not a curated record. The coding region runs from base 1 to 654 and encodes 217 amino acids. Lineage: Eukaryota; Fungi; Basidiomycota; Agaricomycetes; Agaricales; Pleurotaceae.
AUGCCCCCUUUGCCAGACUUUUUGCGGCCGCUAGUACUUUCUGGCCCUUCGGGAGUCGGGAAGAGCACCCUGCUCCAGCGUCUCUUCACCGAAUUUCCCGACAAGUUUGGUUUUAGUGUCUCUCACACGACACGAUCCCCACGUCCGGGCGAGAUCCAUGGAAAGCAAUAUUUCUUCGUUCCCCGCCCCACUUUCGAGCAACUUAUCAAAGAGGGUGCAUUUAUCGAGCAUGCCGAAUUCUCUGGAAACUAUUAUGGCACUAGUUUUGAAACCGUUCGCAGCGUUACAGCUGCAGGUAGACGAUGCAUCUUGGACAUCGAGGCACAGGGUGUCCGACAGAUAAAAAAGACGACUCUAGACCCUGUCUAUCUAUUUAUCUCCCCGCCAUCGCUCAAAUCGCUCCGAGACCGCCUGAAGGGACGUGGAACGGAGACGGAAGAGUCGAUGAAGAAACGCCUUGCCACGGCGCUCAAGGAAAUCGAGUACGCAAAGCAGCCGAAAGCGCACGACUUUGUGGUGAUAAAUGAUGAUUUGGAUCGCGCAUACGACCUCUUGCGCAAGAUUGUGUUUGGACAGGUGGCCGAGGGAGAUGUAUUGCCCCCACUUGAUGAUACUGAGGAGAAAGUUGAGCCUUCGCCACAGGUGCAGGCAUAA